AUCGCUGAGAGGAGCAGAAAUCCUCCAACUGCCGCGUUGUUUUCAGUGAUGUAGAGAGAAAGGACUGAGUUACUCUUUAAUUAAACAGCUGUCGCUGAGCAGCGUCUCUCCCCUGAGGACAGAAUCAAGCAAGUGGGUUCAUUGGACUAAGUGGAGCAGAGAGAGAGAGAACUGGACCUGGAGCCCAUCUGUCUCAAAGGACACACAGGAGAGCUGCAGGACCCAUGACCCUGACACGAGGUUCCUUCAGCUACUCCAAUGGCGAGGAGUAUCACGGCGAAUGGAAAGAAGGUCUGCGUCAUGGCCUGGGUCAGCUGACCUUCAGUGAUGGGACGUGCUACACCGGACAGUUUGAGAACGGCCUCUUCAAUGGCUGCGGGGUGCUGGUCUUCCCCGACGGCUCCAGAUAUGAAGGUGAAUUUGUGCAGGGCAAAUUUCAAGGCGCCGGCGUGUUUACUCGCUUCGAUGGGAUGAGAUUCGAGGGCGAGUUUAAAAGUGGAUGUGUGGACGGCUACGGAGUGCUGACGUUUUCGGACGGAGGCCCUGGUGGCGGCGGUGGCAGCCAUGAGGGUCUGUUUGAGACCAGCCAGUUGAUGAGGAGGGAGAACAGCCAGGGAGCCGUGCAGAGAGCGCAGGCAGCAGCCGCCAAGGCCCGAGCUCUGGCCAUGUGACCUGGACUACAUCACCCACAGUGCUCCACUACCAAGAUAAUCCUCCCCAUCAUCAUCCUCUUGGUUUGAAUAGCUGAUAAUGUUAUUUAUUAAGAGAUUUCAUUCUUUUCUACAGUUUUUUUCU
Epinephelus lanceolatus (giant grouper) is the source of this 795-nucleotide messenger RNA. Its product is annotated as MORN repeat-containing protein 4-like. NCBI's taxonomy places the organism in Eukaryota, Metazoa, Chordata, Actinopteri, Perciformes, Serranidae. Gene Ontology annotation, biological process: response to axon injury. Gene Ontology annotation, cellular component: cell projection. The record is from RefSeq and is a predicted model, not a curated record.